AUGACCUUCCGGACGAGCUUCUCAUUGCCGCCCUCCAAGCGCCUCUCCUCUCGCCAGUCCGACGACGAGGCUCUGUGGGCCACCGUGCGACCUACCCCAAGGUUCAUUCGCGAAAAUGCAGACGAGCCAAGUUACCAGCAAAGCGAUACCAUGUUUCCGAAUCCUCCUCUUCCUCCAGCGUUCGCCGACGCCGCGUACAAUCUUCUCCUUGCGUCGAUCUGCCGCCGCUGGCGUCGCCUAGCGCAGCGCCACGUGUCCACGCUCCUCAUCAAGGAGAACCGCGCCGUUUCCCGCGACGAUCUCGGCGCGGCGGUGGCGUGCUUCCCGCGCCUCACGCACCUGCAUCUCAGCGACGGCAGCGCGCAGCCCAUCGACGACGCCUUCCUCGCUCGCCUCGCCGCGUGCUGCCCCAAGCUCACGGCGUUCCACCUGGGGAGGGCCAUCGUGCAGAACCACGAGUACGAUCCGCCGGGAGAGACCUUGCUCACGCCGGCCGGCUUCGACGUGUUCUUCCGCGAAUGCACGCAGCUGGAGCACCUGUCGAUCUCCUGCCUGCAUUGCGAGUUCGGGUUACCAGCUUCGCUCUUCCAGCUCGUGCAUCUCCGAUCCCUCGCGCUGGCCGAUCUGUCCGCAGUAACCACUCCAGAAGUGAAGAGCUUGAGCGCCCUCGAGGCGAUGGCCAUCGACACGGCGGUGUGGGACUACGACGACCUCGAGCCGCUAGCGCACCUGCCGCGCCUCACGUCCCUCUCCGUGCUGCACGAAGUCUCCAUUUUUCCUGGCACCUUUCGCUCUCGUCGCUUCUCCUUCGCGCGCCUAUCGUCGCUCAAGUCGUUGGAUCUAGGAUCCAGCCCCUCUCCACCGUUCGAUGAGAUGUUCCCCUCAGAGUCCCCAUCAGAGUCCCCCUCAGAGUCCCCGUGCAGCGUGCUGGAGCGCGUGGCGCUGUACCAGUGCGACGAGCUUCAGAAUCUCCCCCACGACAUCGCCGAGCGCCUGCCGUGUCUGCGCGAGCUGAGCAUCAGCGCGUGCGACACUUUGCUGGAGCAGCCCGACGCGGUCACGUCGCUCACCGGGCUGCGCUCCUUGACGCUCGCCAGGUGCCCAUUCGUGGGCCUGCCAGAGCACUUGGGAGAGUUGCCUCUUUUGACAAGGCUCGUGCUGCACAGGCUCAACAUCGCCUUCCCUGCCUCGUGCAGCCAGCUCAAGGCCCUCGAGACACUGGCAGUCACAGAGUGCGAGACCCUGGACGAGCUACCGCACCCGCUCGCCGCCCUCACCGCGCUCAACACCCUGUGCCUCGCUGGUUCACCCUUGGUGGUUCUCCCUGACGACAUGGGAGGGCUCACCAACCUGCACACCCUCUUCCUCCAGUCGUACCGGGCGCGGGAAACCCUUCCUCCCUCCUUCACGCACCUGGCGUCGCUCGCGCGGCUGGAGCUGCACGAGUGCGAGCUGGUCGAGCUGCCACACGCCAUAGGCGAGCUGAGGCGCCUGCGCGAGCUGUACAUCGAGUCGUGCCCGCGCAUGCAGACACUCCCAGAGUCCGUGACAGCGCUGCUGAACCUGCAAGUGCUCGUGGUGGACCAGUGCAGCAGCCUCUUCUCCGUGCCCAGGAGUCUGCUCAAUCUGGCGAGGUUGAAGCAGCUGGAGCUGACCACGUGUGGCAAGCUGAGGCGAGCUCCUGAGUUCUUGCCGGGAUCGCUGGAGAUCCUAUGCUUGGGGAGUGGAGCCCAGCAGGUCAUGCAUCUGCCGGGUGCCUACUCUCUCCCACGCCUCAAGCGUGCUCGGUUGAACAUGGUCAUCCUUCCACUCGCACUGUCCAGCAGCCUUGCUGCAUUGGAGCACUUGCAUGUGGUGUUGGCGUGUGAGGAGGAGUUCCCAUUCGCGUUGGCGGACCUCCCUUGCCUGCGCGCCCUCACACUCAUCACCACCGGUGUCAUGCAGCUCCCACACUUCUCCACCUCAACGUUGCAGGAGGUGCGGCAGCUGGAAUUGCUCUUGCCUGAGCUGACGGGGAUCCCAGCCACCAUCGCAGCGCUCCACAAGCUCACCUACCUCGAGAUCAACGCCCCCAAGCUGCCUUCCCUGCCCGAUUCCAUCGGGACACUGUCCCAACUAGGCAAGCUGAUUCUCUCCAACAGCCCAGCGCUCACGCAUCUCCCUGCCACCCUCACGCAGCUGGCCUGCCUGCGCGAGCUGCGUGUGCACAGGGCCGCCAUCACAUGCCUUCCUCCCAACUUCGCUCGCCUCACCCGCCUGCAGAAGCUCGACUUGGAGGGGUGCAAGCAGCUGGAGGCGCUGCCUGGCGAUCUGGCCGAGCUGAAGCUGCUGGACUGCUUGAUCUCUGGCGGCUGUGACAAACUGCACGACAGUGAGUGCAAGAUUCGUCUCUCUGGUGGAGGUGCUUCGUGCCGCAAGCUCCACUCGAUCCAUGCUCUUGCUGCACUGCACUUUAACCACCCAGUGCUCGCCUCCCCUCCCUCCAUGCCACCAUCACCCACUCCACUGCUGCUCUCACCUGCUGCUCACACGCCCAUGCCUCACCAUGCCCCACAAACAUGCGCUUGCUCAACUGCCCCCUCUCUCAACUCACUCCGACCUCCCUGCUCGUUUAUUCCUCUCUCCCCACUGCCCUCCUCGCCUCACCUCUACCCGCCCUGCCUGUCCCCGUUGCUGCCCCACCUGCUGCAGCACGUAGCAUCGCUGCAGCGUGGCCGGCCUCUGGUGACGUGCGUGCAUGAGUGGACUCGCAAGCCAUCUGGCUGUGGUGCACUGCACGUCCGCGUCCACGUGCAGGCAGCGCCUCCACUGCUGCUGCAGCUGCGUGGAUGCUCCUUUGGCCCCCGGCUGUCAUACAUCUGCCACGCCGCCCACAUGGCAGUCGCAACACACAGGCAAGGACGUGAUGGAGGGAGGAGAGGGUGGAGGAAAAGGGGGGGUGGGGGAGUGUAA
This is a messenger RNA of Closterium sp. Naga37s-1, 2952 nucleotides long. The record is from the annotation of a GenBank genome assembly. Lineage: Eukaryota; Viridiplantae; Streptophyta; Zygnematophyceae; Desmidiales; Closteriaceae.